GCCCAAAUUAGCACAGGCAGGCUCAGUAGAACUCCGAGCCGGAUUCUUUCUGAGCGAUUGAUUGACUCGGCUUGGUGACGUAUUUUGUGGGCGUCCGUCGUGGUCUUCUGAUGACGCAGUUAGUCGGCUGCAAUGGCGCCGGUGAGGCGGUCCGCGAAGUGGCGGCUUGGUGGUAUUGAGGCGCGUGGUGAAGGGGUUUCCACGGUCGGGUACAGGAAUAAGAAUGUGAAACAGAAGACAUGGAGGCCUAACCACCCGCAAGCCUUCGUGGGGAGCGUUCGCGAGGGACAAGGCUUUGCUUUUCGAAGAAAGCUGAGAAUACAGCAAAGUUACAAGAAAUUGCUACGGAAGGAAAAGAAGCCUCAAACGUCACUGGAAUCUCAAUUCACAGAUCGAUACCCAGAUAAUCUGAAACAUCUCUAUUUAGCUGAAGAGGAAAGACUUAGGAAGCAACCAAGAAAAGUCGACCAUCCUUUGUCAGAACAAGUUCACCAGCCUUUGCUUGAAGAACAGCGUAGCAUUGACCAGCCUUUAUUUGAAGAUCAGUGUAGCUUUGACCAGCCUCAGCCAGAACAAUGUAUUAAAACAGUGAACUGCUUUACAAUUCCAAAGAAAAAUAAAAAGAAAACAUCAAAUCAAAAAGCACAAGAAGAAUAUGAACAGGUACAAGCUAAACGUGCUGCUAAGAAACAAGAAUUCGAGAGGAGAAAACAGGAGAGAGAAGAAGCCCAAAGGCAGUACAAAAAGAAGAAAAUGGAAGUAUUUAAAAUAUUGAACAAAAAGACUAAAAAGGGCCAACCAAACUUGAAUGUACAAAUGGAGUACCUUCUACAAAAAAUACAAGAAAAAUGUUAAACAUUUUAUUCCUACAGGUUAAAAUAUCUGCUGCCUAUUAGGUUCUUCUGUGACAAGUGCCUCCCAGCAGUGAACUAAAUUUGUCGACAUAAACUGGAUUGCUAAACUAUGCUAAAUAUAAGAUGUUCACAUAUUUUUAUUAUGGUAAAAAAUUUUCUAAAUAUGUUCUA
Pongo pygmaeus (Bornean orangutan) is the source of this 1025-nucleotide messenger RNA. It is a transcript of the gene CCDC59, whose product is annotated as coiled-coil domain containing 59. The transcript has 4 exons. Bases 133 to 855 code for a protein of 240 amino acids. Lineage: Eukaryota; Metazoa; Chordata; Mammalia; Primates; Hominidae. The record is from RefSeq and is a predicted model, not a curated record. Gene Ontology annotation, cellular component: nucleus.